Molecule: messenger RNA, 4957 nt
Organism: Malurus melanocephalus (red-backed fairy wren)
Lineage: Eukaryota; Metazoa; Chordata; Aves; Passeriformes; Maluridae
Gene: SLC25A21
Product: solute carrier family 25 member 21
Exons: 10
Coding region: 16-1383 (455 amino acids)
Source: RefSeq, a predicted model, not a curated record
GUUGAGCAGCAGGGAAUGUUCGCUGGGUCCCAGCAGCGGUGGGGAGCAGGAUUGCAAGUGUGCGCUGCAUGGCACCAGCCCCGGGCUGGAGUUUACGGCCCGAGCCUGAGCAGGCGACCGGCUGCCGUCCCCCGCCGACUCGCUCCCCGCCCCAGCCUGAGCGAUCCCAGCCGGCCGUCCCGGCUCUGCCCUAAGAGAGAGAGAGAGAGGCUGCCGCUUUCCCGGCUGGGAGCGAGCGCCAGUAGCUGCGAGCCCGUGCCCUGCCCGGGGCCGCCCUCCGCCCGGGGCCGGCUGCCAAAGGCCGCGCAGCCCGGCGCCCCCGCCCCCGGCGUUCGCGGCCCCCCCUCGCCCGCAGAUAACCGCGGCUCCGCGGCCCCUCCGGCUCUUCCCCACCCGCCCGGAGCGGACUCGGCCCCGGCUCGGCAGCCGCUCUCCAGGCGCCAGCUGCCUCUCGUCGCCGCCGCGGCGCGGGCAAGGAUGGCUCGGCAGYCCCGGGGCUUUCUGCAGGAGGCCUCUCACCAAGUGGUCGCCGGAGGCUCGGCGGGUCUUGUAGAAAUUUGCCUGAUGCAUCCCCUUGAUGUAGUGAAAACAAGGUUCCAAAUUCAAAGAGGGAAAACUGAUCCAACCAGUUACAAGAGCCUGGGGGACUGUUUCAGAACUAUUUUCCAACGAGAAGGGUUACUCGGCUUCUACAAAGGAAUACUUCCUCCCGUCUUGGCUGAGACACCCAAAAGGGCGGUGAAGUUUUUCACUUUUGAACAAUACAAGAAGCUGCUGGGAUAUGCAUCAUUACCACCAGGACUGGCAUUUGCAGUUGCUGGCUUGGGAUCUGGGUUGACAGAGGCAGUUGUGGUUAACCCUUUUGAAGUGGUAAAGGUUACCUUACAGACCAAUCAGAAMGCCUUCACUGAGCAACCAUCUAGCUUUGUUCAAGCUCAGCAGAUCAUUAAAACCGGUGGUCUGGGCUCCCAAGGACUCAACAAAGGCCUUACUGCAACACUGGGCCGUCASGGAGUUUUUAACAUGGUUUACUUUGGAUUCUACUUCAAUGUGAAAAACAUUCUUCCAGUCAAUAAAGAUCCAAAUUUGGAGUUUUUGAGGAAAUUUGGAAUUGGGCUAGUCUCAGGAACAAUAGCCUCAAUUAUUAACAUUCCUUUUGAUGUUGCAAAAAGUAGGAUUCAAGGACCACAGCCAGUUCCUGGAGAGAUCAAGUACAGAACCUGUUUUAAAACUAUGGCAACAGUCUAUAAAGAGGAAGGAUUUCUGGCUCUGUACAAAGGCUUGCUUCCCAAGAUCAUGAGGCUUGGUCCAGGUGGUGCGGUGAUGCUUUUGGUUUAUGAAUAUGUCUAUGCAUGGCUUCAGGACACAGUUAAUCACAAGUAGCACUUCUGGAAAUUGUACUCUUUAAAAUUAUAUUAAUUCCAAAAUACUCUAUAAUAAAGUAAAAGUGAUKCUUAUCCUUUAUAGUGUUGAAUACCCUCAAAUUGCACUGAUGUUAAUACAGCUCAAAACAAAUAUGGUCUUUAUGUCCUGAUCCAAGAAAACAUUUAUGCACAUGCUUUUCUGUAAGUGCAUAAUUAGAUWGCACUUGGCAUUUGUAAUUGCUUUGCUGGAGCAAGAGAAAUAAUACACAGGAAACAUAGGAACCAGUUCUUUAUAAAGGACAAACUGAAAUUUUGGGAUCAUCCUAUGUAGUCAUGCACUUUUUGAAAGGUUUCAGGUGAAAUGACAAAAUAAAAAAAAAUUCAGGGCAUUUUCAAGAACAAAAUUUAAUAAUCCUGAGGGGCCAGAUACAAAACUAUUGUGAACUGACAGCUCCAUUGACUCCACGUUAAGAAACUGACCCAUGCUCUGCAAUUUUUGAGUCAGUCUUGGGUCCAUUUUCAAUUCAACCCAGUAUGAUUUCAGCAUUUGUAGGAGAACUUUUCAAGUUCCUGGGAGUUUGGAUAGAAAAGGACAGCACAAGUAGCCAGAACCUUAAAAACAUGCAUACUGUUAAAUGUCCUACUUCUUCUUAGCCAUAUAUAUAAUAUAAAUCUCAUUCAGAUCACAGAAGAUACUGAAAAUAGUUAGUCUGCUUCAAGUUACAUAAAAAUACAAAUCAACAUGGGAUUCAUAGAAGAAAAGAGUAAAUAAAUUAACAGAAAAAAAAGUAAUUUUAGGUGUAUGAGACUUUUCUGCAAAUCCAGAAAAAAAAUUUAUCCACCUUGAUACACUAUUCUGAAAAGAGCUGUCCUGUGAUAAAAAUGCUCAGUGCCCCCUUUACCCUUUCAUUUCCACCAUGGAACAGUGAAACAAGGUUAUAAUAGUGCAUAUGCAGUUGUAAUUAGCUGGCCAUAGUCCUUGAGGAAAUGCACCUUUCUAUAGAUAAAAAGAUGUUGCUCUGAAGCUAAAAUUUUUGCUUUUCCCAGUCACUGUAAAUAUAAAUAUUUCAUGUUCUGACUAGCCAUUCUCACUCUCUGUGAAAUACAGUCAAUUCUGCCGUUCUGCCUGUUUCUGUUCAUGCAGUUGUGCCAUUCUAAAUUUCUUUUUAAAGAACUCUUUAAAUAAUUUAAAAUCACACCUUAUUCUCUUAUAAAAAUGUCUCCAUUAUCUAACUUGGUUUGUUGCCAAAUGAACUCGUAUCUUGCAGUUGCUGAAAGUUUCAGUGUCCCCCCAUGCUACGUUCACACUKUUAGUGUUAAAUGUUCUUCCUCUUAAGGAGGUACAACCCUUUUCCUUAUCAAUCCUCUUUCUGCAUUGUUACUUGAAAAGGACAGUUCACAUGUGAAGUCUCGUCUCACGAGUGUUUUCAAUGCAUUGCAGAAGUAACAAAAAGUUAAAAUAGAAAUGUGUUCUCAGCGCUUUCAAGUUUGCCUAUAUUGACAUGUUCAAUAAGUUUCUCUUUAGACUGAAUUUGACAACAGUGGCUUUUCAGACCUAUGCUAUCGCAUAGAUAAAAUCAAUAAAAUUAGCUCUGUUAAAGUUUAUGGUUUUAAGGCAAGUGUUCCUCGUUGUUGCAUUUUGUUAUUGGUACUUGGCCAAAGAGAAGACACUAGUAAGAUAAUUUCAAAAACUAAAGCAAAAUGCUUUAUAAUUUGUCUUUUAUUAAUUUAGAGCAUUCAAAAUAUAAAAAUAAAAUGCUUUAAACAUACUGUAUAUACAUAUAUAGCCUUCGGUUUUACAUCCUUUCCAACAUGAUUUUUUUAGUUCAUAGCUCAGCCUGAUCUUUCAUGAAAGGAGAAUAAUUCAAAAACAGAAAAUGGCAUGGUAUGGGAAAACAAACGUAUGAGUGGGUCAGCCCAAUCUCCCAUUACUCCUGGUGUAAUAUGGGCUGAAGUUCAGUUUUACACUGAAGAUCUUCUGAACUGGGACUAUGCAAACACAGUUCGGCUGAAGAGGGUCUUAUUAGGCUUCACUGAUUUCUUUGGGAACAUUUGACACUCUGGGAAUGAAGUGUAGACUUUUCAGACUAAAAACUUUAAUUCUGCACCCACAUACGCUGUAUAUUUCCUAAAUGCAUCUGUUCACCUCAGGGGGUUCCCUCCAGACUCAUACCUUUGCACUUGACAGUAGUUAACCCUUAUUUAUUAUUUCUAAACAAAAAAGAAUUCUCUUUUUCUUUUUAAUUUAAUUUAAAAUGGUUUGAAGUUGUGUGGUUAGUAAGCUAAUGUUGCUGUUUUCAUUUAACCAUGAGUGUAAGCAGUGAAAUAGUUCUUGGGCAAAGAAGUAUUCUACAUCAUAGGUUUACAUUUAAAAAAAAAAAAUUGGUGAAAAUUCACACCAAAAAUCCAUCUUGGCAGUUCACCAAGAACCAGGAUCAGGCACUUUUGCUCACUCUGAGCAAUACUUUCUGUAUGCAGCCCCACUGACUUCCUGUUCAGGGUAAGGGAUCAUGUACAGCAGGCAGAUGCACAGAGAGCUGUACCUAGACAAACACAAAACAAAAAUGGUUUAUGAUGGUGUAUCCCAUAGGGGGAAUAAUUAACCUAAUGUCCUGUCCUUGCUUUAUAAAUUAUCCUGAUUUAGCUGAAGAGAAGAUAAUGCAAAUAACUGAAACAAGCUAAGGAUGUGUCUCUGUCUCCCAAAACACACUAAUUCCUCAUUGAAAUGUCAGGAAACUUUUAACACAAGCACACUUUGUUACAGGUUUGUGAAGUCUUGAAACUCAAAAAUGCAGUGCUUUGAAAGGUUUCUCUUCUUUUUUUUUUCUUUGGUUUUCUUUUCCAUUUGAUGUUCCUUGUUUGAGUUCUAUGGAAAACAAUAGGUAGACUUACUCAAUAAUUCUAUAAUCCAGUAGGACAACAAAGUUAAAACUUAAAAUCCUCUUGCUAACUUAAUCACUUAUCUACUUACGAUCUAUUUUUAUAUUUUUUAUUCCAUUUUGUCCUUAGUGAAGUGCUUGUCUAGAAUUAAAUUUUCUUUUUCAUGAAGUUAAGGCUCAUCCUAUUUCAGCAAUAACAGCAUAAAGGCAGAUUAACAUCCGUUAUGUCACUGACAGUGUGUCAGAGUGGAAAUGCUCUUGUGUGCACUUUGGUGUUUUCAAAGAAAAGGUGUUCUACGGAAUAGAAAAUGUUUCAGCAUCUCAUUAAAACUAAACAGCUGUUGAAUGCCUUUGAGGUUGAAGAACAUGAAUCACAUCUGAGAUCAGAUCUUUCUUUCCUUGGGGCCGGAAUACAAUACCUGUGUUCUUUAUAGAAAUGCAGUUUUGUUAACUAUUUUUUAGUGCAAGAAGCAAAGGUGGCUGCAGCCACCAGCAGAGUCCAUCUGUAUUUCAGCAGACGUACUGAACACGACACAAGUACUGAUUGUUUAGAUUGUUAUGAAAAUUUACCCACAGCUGUCUUGGUGAUGAAAGCUGGAAAUCCACAGAGAGAACUGUAUUUUAAGAGGGGACUGUAUUUUACUUUUCCACUGAAUUUAUGUUUAAUAUGGGAUGCAGAUGAACAAUAUAUGAAGAAUGAUAUUUUGUCCUUUG